AAUCUGAAUGUUUGUUCUCAAUUGUAAUUAUGUUGACCAUUGAUUUAAUUAUAAUUCCUACCGCUCCAGUAGUGCUGGUAUCUUAUUUUAUAUUAAACCGAUAACGUCGUAUGUGACACGGAAAUGAUAUGGGGGUUAGGUAACCCCAAAACGUAGGAUACGAAAAGUUAUUAAAUGUCACGUCUAUUCCUUUAAUACCUUGUCGGUACUUGUAUAUAACUACCUGUCUUGAUAAAAGAUUCGAAGAGUGAAAGAGAGAGAGAGAGAUAACUGACGAUGAUUGACGAUUGUUUUAUUUUUUAAAUGUAUAGCAAGUAUAGUGAUCAAGAGUAUCACGAUACUCAAUAAUAUUUAACUUUAUGAUCGAACUUAAAAGUAGUUUGUUUUACUUUAUGCGGAUGGUAAUUAUUAGAAUGAUUCAUUAUAAAUGCAGACAAGGUUUCUAUCCAUCUAGUAAUGUAAAACGUUUCGAAGUACCUGAAAAUAAAGUGGCAUGGAACAUUAAAUAUUUAGAAUAUAAGCCAAUUAAAUAUACCGCUCCGAGCCUCAAGGGAAAACCAUGGGCAGAUUUGGAAAUUGAUGAUAUUUCAUUUCAACCAAAAUGGAAUGCUGUUGAUGGAAAUGUGAAUCGUAAGAGUUUUACAAAUGACUAUGAUAUAAAUGAAGAUGGUUAUCCUUUAAAUCCCAUUGGUCGUACUGGUAUCAUAGGACGUGGUCUCUUAGGACGAUGGGGACCAAAUCACGCAGCAGAUCCAAUUGUGACCCGUUGGAAACAGGAUAUUACAGGUGUAACAGAAAUAAACAAAGAUACAAAUAAACCAAUUUUGGAAUUCGUUGCUAUACAAAGACAAGAUUCUGGAGAAUGGGCUAUUCCUGGUGGAAUGGUUGAUCCAGGUGAAACAGUCUCAAGAACUUUAAAAAGAGAAUUCAUGGAAGAAGCCAUGAAUUCUCUAAAAAGGGAUAGAGCAGAAAAUGAAGAAUUAGAAAAAUCUAUGAGAAAAUUUUUUGAACAGGGAGAAGAAAUUUAUAAAGGAUAUGUAGAUGAUCCUAGAAAUACGGAUAAUGCUUGGAUGGAAACUGUAGCUUUAAAUUUUCAUGAUCAUGAUAAUAAUGUUCUUGGAAAUAUAAAGCUAGUGGCUGGUGAUGAUGCACUUAAUGUACAAUGGAUGGAUAUCGAUAGAAAUUUGAAUUUAUAUGCUAAUCAUAGUGAGUUUAUCAGAAAAACAGCAGAAAAACGUAACGCACAUUGGUAAAAACAUUAAAAUUUUUAGUAAAUAGAACGUGCAUGAUUAUUUUCAUCUUUUAUUAUAUUGAAGAUUACAAAAA
Messenger RNA from Bombus pascuorum, 1326 nucleotides. Its product is annotated as ADP-ribose pyrophosphatase, mitochondrial. The record is from RefSeq and is a predicted model, not a curated record. Gene Ontology annotation, molecular function: ADP-ribose diphosphatase activity. Bases 360 to 1253 code for a protein of 297 amino acids. The transcript is spliced from 2 exons. Lineage: Eukaryota; Metazoa; Arthropoda; Insecta; Hymenoptera; Apidae.